Messenger RNA from Drosophila obscura, 1304 nucleotides. Its product is annotated as serine/threonine-protein phosphatase PP1-like. NCBI's taxonomy places the organism in Eukaryota, Metazoa, Arthropoda, Insecta, Diptera, Drosophilidae. Gene Ontology annotation, cellular component: cytoplasm; nucleus. The record is from RefSeq and is a predicted model, not a curated record. The transcript has 2 exons. Gene Ontology annotation, molecular function: protein serine/threonine phosphatase activity. The coding region runs from base 104 to 1153 and encodes 349 amino acids.
UGUACUCCGAUACUUCAAUAUAUAUACCUACAAAUACCUUCGACACACCUGUACCUGUGGUGAGCCUUUGAGCCUGUGAGCCUGUGAGUCUGUCAUACUCAGUAUGAGCUUAUAUUUCUAUAAGCCCAAUCUCGAGGAUAUGAUACGAGUACUCUUGUUGGGCAGAAUGCAGGCGGGUCGGCUGAUUAGCCAAAGGGACAUAGAGAGCGUCUGCCUGAUGGGCCGCAGUGUCUUCCUGCGAGAGGAGAUGUGCCUGCGGCUGGAUGCGCCCCUGUGCAUUGUGGGCGAUCUGCACGGCCAGUUCGAGGAUCUGCUGCGUAUCCUGAACAACUCUGGCCAUCCGCCGCUGCAGCGCUACCUCUUCCUCGGCGACUACGUGGACCGCGGCCACAGUUCCGUGGAGACCAUCACGCUGCUGCUCUGCUACAAGCUCCGCUACCCGGACAACGUGUACAUGCUGCGCGGCAACCACGAGAGCGCGGUGCUCAACCGGGUCUACGGCUUCUUCGACGAGUGCAAGCGCCGCUACACGACCAAGCUGUGGAAGACCUUCGUCGACUGCUACAACUGCAUGCCAGUGGCGGCGAUCGUCUCGGGGCGGAUCUUCUGCUGCCACGGCGGCCUGAGUCCCUGCCUCCGCUCGAUAGAGCAGAUCAACAUGCUGCCACGGCCCACGGAAAUACCAAACCAGGGCCUGCUCUGCGACCUGCUGUGGUCCGAUCCGCAUCUGACGUCCUAUGGCUGGAAGUACAACAAGCGGGGCGUGAGUGUGUCCUUUGGAAGGGACAUGGUCGAGCGGUUUCUCAUCCGCAACGACUUCGAUCUGAUCUGUCGGGCCCAUCAGGUGGUCGAGGAUGGCUAUGAGUUCUUUGCCAAGCGCCAGCUGGUCACCAUCUUCUCGGCGUCCAACUAUUGUGGGGUUUUCGAAAAUUCCGGCGCCACCAUGAUGGUCGCGGAAAAUCUGGCCAUCACAUUCGACAUCUAUCCGCCAAAAAACAGGAAAAGGCCCUCGCCACAGGUGCGAACCACUAAAUCGAUUCAGCUGGGUCCUCGCGAGAGUGGAAAUGUCUUUAAAGCAGCCAUGAACCGGAUUAAAACUAGCAUUAAACCCUCUGCCGGCAACCCUACAGUGAAUAUUAAUAUCGAUAUUUAAGGGAAAUUGAUGUAAUUUCCGCAUCAGUUUGCAUCUUUCCCACUCAGCCAACUGUCACAUCAAUUUGCUCUACAGCCUCGACAGAAGAUGGGCAACAUUGCAAAAUUGCAACACAUGUGGCAUGGACCGGGGACAGUGCCCUCGUCGUCAU